Diaporthe citri is the source of this 5115-nucleotide messenger RNA. RefSeq lists its product as uncharacterized. Gene Ontology annotation, cellular component: Swr1 complex. Gene Ontology annotation, molecular function: ATP-dependent chromatin remodeler activity; ATP hydrolysis activity; histone binding. The record is from RefSeq and is a predicted model, not a curated record. The transcript is spliced from 2 exons. Bases 1 to 5115 code for a protein of 1704 amino acids. NCBI's taxonomy places the organism in Eukaryota, Fungi, Ascomycota, Sordariomycetes, Diaporthales, Diaporthaceae.
AUGACGGAGCCCAGCGCGUCGACUUCUGCUGCUGCUGCUGCCUCUGCCUCGCCGUCGCCGUCCGAGACUCAUCGCCCUCAUCCUCAACCUCUCCCCGUACCUGCAUCCGGUGACAUUGAUGCCGACGUCGACGCCCAUAGACCAUCGAAUGGUGACCCGUCUUCGUCGAAUUCACCCCUCCGACCUUCCCCGAUCAUCACCGACACCCUCCAGACGCCAGACGCCACCGCCCAACAUGACGCCGUGCUGUCAUCGCCAGACUCUCCCUUGUCCGCACUUUCGACGCCGCCCGAGUCGCCGACCGACGACCUGUUUUUCUCCUCGACGAUCGCGCCCAACACCAAUGGCCACACCAACGGCCAUCUCGGGAACGGGCUGACCAACGGACACGCUCGCGCGGCAGAGACGCCCGAGGACGACAGGCCGGCGAAACGUCGCAGGGUCCGCGACUCUACGCCUCCCCCGCCCGGAUCAAAGACGCGCAAGAUCGUCGAGUCGCCGCCAUGGAAGAAGUUCGAGGCCGAGGGCCCCACCACCAUCAUCGAGGGUGGCAAGCGGAAAUCAGGUCGCCUUAACACGGUCCCUUUGGAGCAGAUGAGCAGUGACAAGAGGAUAACUAGGAAGUCAUACUCGCAGAACAGCCCCCCGUCCAAGCUUAGGCAGGGUCUUUCCAACAACCAGGUUGCGUCCAACCAGGCAGCGAGGCACCGCGCAGCCUCGGCCAGCAAGUCUUUGGCAUCCAGGUCCAGCGCGGCCUCGAAGCCUGCGGCGCGAAAGUCACUAGGCCAUGAGUCCAGGUCCACCCCCAGGACUCGCAGGCCCUCGCCGCCGCCUGCGCAGCCAAGCCGGUCAUCAACUAGGACGCGACGGCCAUCGAGAAACGGCCGGGACAGCCUAGAUAACGACUUUUCCGCCGCCCAAGCCACGAGAACGACGCCGCGAAUCAAGCUACGCGUCAACCGCCUCCCGCUCACCGAAUUGCCCCUUGUACAUCCUGGCCGUGUCAAGAAGAAGAGAGUGGCCCCGAAUCUUGACGAAUACUUCCGCGCUGCUGACAACAUGCCUGUGACGGAUGGCGGACAGCUGAUACCUGAAGAUGAGCCGAUCUUCACAGACGACAUGGCUCUGGCCGAGGCCAAGACAAUUAUACGCAUCGAGGACGAAGCCCGACCUGACGGUCUGCUCGGGAAGACCUGUGCAAUAUUCGAGCCCGAGCCCGCCGAAGAGCCGCCGCGACAGUAUGCGCACAUGGACCACCUCGUCAAAGCUGCCCAGACCUCCUCCCACGAGGAGAUUGAGAGGGAAGCACGAGACAUGUGGAUCGGGCGGUACCGGACUGUCAUGAGAGCUAUGUUUGGAACGUGGGAGAACGUGAGGGCAGAAGUGAACCGGCGGCGCCUGGAAGAAUGGGAGGCGGAGGAGCAAAGACGUGUCAAGGCGGCACUGCAGGAAGCCGUCUCUCGCUCAGAGCAACAGCUUCUCGCCAGGCAGGCACAGUUUGACUCGGACGCAAGCGAUGAUGAGCUCCUGGACGAGGACGGCGAACCCAUGGAUUCCGGUUCAGACGACAGCCAGAUCUCCGAGGAUGAUGAGGCGUCUGUGGACGGGCUAAGUGACGAGGACAACAUGUCUUCUUCAGAAGAGGAUGAUGACCGUAAGUCGGCCGCAUCGGACGAGGGCUUGACACAAGAGCAACUCAGAGAAAAGUAUGCAAACUUGCCGGACAUUGAAAACAGAGACGACACAAAUGGCGGCGGAGACACAUCGAUGGCAGAGGCCCUCGAUGAUGACACCAGUGACGAGUCCGUCGACAUGGACGACGACAUGGGGUCUUCAGACGAUGAUGACGGCAACGAGAGCGGUUCGGAUGACGACGGAGAUGACAGCGCAGAGGAUGAGGGUCGGCCUUCCGGGCUACUGGGUCUGUUCUUUGGCGAGAAGGAACUCAAGAAACUCGAGGAAGACACAGCCGAGAACCCAGACAGCGCCGCUGACCCUAGCGAUGCUCAGAUGACCGACGCUGAUGCCGCUGGGCCCUCCACCGAGGAACAACCGGCGAAGGUGGUUACUGCAGACCAUCCGCAAAUGCCCAAGCUGAACGGUACUUUGGACACAGCCGGCACUUGCGACACUGAUCAGAAGAUUACCGGGGCCUCUACGGGACAAGCGUCUCCGUCUUCUGCGGAAAACCCUCAACCAGCAGCGCCGGAACCGACGAAUGCAGCACCUCCUUCGGAGGCCGUGCAGACGACUCCGGAGGUUGAUGCCACAACCAACCCUGCCAGUCCCGAUCGCAGUCAGUCGCCUCGCACGACGGAUACAAAACCCUCCGACAUCGACACCGCAACGUCUUUUGAGCGUAUGAGCGCCCCACUGGAAGCGAGCAGAAGCAGAUCUGGCUCCCCUCAACCCACGGCGCCACGGACAGAGGUGCCGUUCCUCCUGCGCGGCACGCUUCGUGAGUAUCAACACUACGGGCUAGACUGGCUUUCCGGACUCUAUGCGAACAACACCAACGGCAUCCUCGCUGAUGAAAUGGGGUUGGGAAAGACCAUCCAGACAAUUGCGCUGUUGGCCCACCUGGCGUGCACCCACGAGGUAUGGGGGCCGCACCUUGUGAUUGUCCCAACAAGUGUGAUGCUCAACUGGGAAAUGGAGUUCAAGAAGUGGUGUCCCGGCUUCAAGAUCCUGACAUAUUAUGGGACCCAGGAAGAGCGGAAGAGGAAGCGCCAAGGAUGGACCAACGACGACGUCUGGAAUGUGUGCAUCACAUCGUACCAGAUUGUUCUACAGGACAACCAGGUAUUCAGACGGCGCAGGUGGCACUACAUGAUUUUAGAUGAGGCGCAUAACAUCAAGAACUUCAGGUCACAGAGGUGGCAGACGCUGCUUGGCUUCAACACCCACUCGCGUCUCCUGCUGACGGGCACGCCACUGCAGAACAACCUGACCGAGCUCUGGUCGCUCCUGUUCUUCUUGAUGCCGUCCGAGAACGGCGUCGGCGGCUUUGCGGACCUCAAGGAAUUCCAUGACUGGUUCGCCAGGCCGGAGUCACAGAUCCUCGAGCACGGCCGUGAGCAGAUGGACGAGGAGGCUCGUGCCAUCAUCUCGAAGCUCCACAAAGUCCUCAGACCAUACCUGCUGCGGCGGUUGAAGGCCGACGUGGAGAAACAGAUGCCUGCCAAGAUUGAGCAUGUCGAGUUCUGCCGCCUGUCCAAACGCCAAAGGGAAUUGUACGAUGGCUUCCUCGCCCGCUCUGAGACCCGGGACACGCUGUCAUCCGGCAAUUACCUCUCGAUCAUCAACUGUUUGAUGCAGCUGCGAAAGGUCUGCAACCAUCCUGACCUUUUUGUUGACCGCCCCAUCAUGACGUCCUUCCGCAUGGAGAAGUCAAUUGCAUCGGACUACGAGGUCACCGAGCACUUGGUGCGCAACAAAUUGCUAGCGGCGAAGCCAAUGAGUACUGUCAGCCUUGGCUUCUUGAAUCUCGUGCCGACGCAACACGAAGAACUGUCCAACACGGUGGCAGAACGCGUGAGUCAACUAAGCUCCCACAGAGCUCUCAUGGACCUGCGCGAAACCCAGCGGAUCAGGUCUCAGGCAUCACACCACACCCUCGACCCUUCCAGUGUCAAGUCAACGAUUGGGUUCUUGGACAGCGCCGCCCGAUGGGGCCGCUUCGAAGAACUGCAGCACUGCGUCUACCUCAACGCACUGCGACGGCAGCAACGGCCCAUAUACGGGAAGCGUCUGCGUGAGUUCCUCACAAUUGGCGCGGACAAGCGACCUUACAAACCUCGGCCCAGAGUGCCAAAGUUGGUCAUGAGCUGGUUUGAAGAGGACUCCUUCAUCCUGCGUACCAUGAUACCCACCUUGGACCAGCGCGCUGCGUCCAUGGAACGGACGAUAUCAAAAUUUGCCUGCGUCACCCCUGCCGUCGUCACGAGAGACAUGGAGCCAUUCCUGCUCGGUUGGAAGGGCGUCCAGGCGUUCGGAGAGGCCGACAUGCGGCUGUCAGCACCCGUCAGGCGCCUUCCCUUCAUACCCCCUGAGCCGCCCGUUGACCCCUGGCAUGAGUCCCGCAUGCGUCUCUCUAUUCAGUUCCCGGACAAGCGUCUCCUGCAAUACGACUGCGGCAAGCUGCAAGCCCUCGAUAAGCUCUUGCGCAAGCUCCAGGCCGGUGGCCAUCGCGCGUUGAUCUUCACCCAGAUGACCAAGGUCCUCGAUAUCCUGGAGCAGUUCCUCAACAUCCAUGGCCACAAGUACCUCCGCCUGGAUGGGUCCACCAAAGUCGAGCAACGCCAGAUUCUGUGCGACCGUUUCAACGUUGACAACCGCAUCCUCUGCUUCAUCUUAUCGACGCGAUCAGGCGGUCUUGGCCUCAACCUCACUGGUGCCGACACUGUCAUUUUCUAUGACCAGGAUUGGAACCCCGCCAUGGACAAGCAGUGCCAAGACAGAUGCCACCGCAUCGGGCAAACUCGCGAUGUGCACAUCUAUCGCCUUGUUAGCGAGCACACCAUUGAGGCCAACAUUUUGCGGAAGGCAAGCCAGAAGCAGAUGCUGGACGACGUCGUGAUUCAGGAGGGUGCAUUCACGACGGACUACUUCAACAACCGCCGGGGCGAGUUGUCAGUGCAGGAGGUCGCAGGUGGCUUGAUGGGCGAGCACGAUGCUGCCGCUAAUGCCGCGAUGGACCUCGUCCUAGGCGGCGUCGACAAGAGCGACACUCGUACCGCCACGAAAGCACUCGAACAAGCAGAGGAUACCGAGGAUGUGGUUGCAGCGAGGGCCGCCGAGAAGGAAAUCCUGCAGGACGAUGCGGACUUUUCCGAGGCGAAGCCUGGCUCUGGGGCUGUCAGCACGCAGCAGGGCACACCACGGGAAGGAUCAGUUGCGCCUGGGCGGUCAGGUCUGGGACUGCUUGUCGAAUCUGCCGACACGCCCGCCCCAGAGGAGGUUGAGCCUGAGUACAACGCCUUCGGCGAGAAGAUCCACAAUAUCGACCAGUACAUGGUGGCGACGAUGGCGAAGCAGCUCGAGGGGACCCAGCUGGAGUUGCCCAAGGACAAGAAAAAAGGGAAAAAGAAAGGCCGGGACACAAGAAGGCGCUAA